Ipomoea triloba (trilobed morning glory) is the source of this 616-nucleotide messenger RNA. RefSeq names its product macrophage migration inhibitory factor homolog. The transcript has 2 exons. The record is from RefSeq and is a predicted model, not a curated record. Gene Ontology annotation, molecular function: phenylpyruvate tautomerase activity. Bases 112 to 450 code for a protein of 112 amino acids. Lineage: Eukaryota; Viridiplantae; Streptophyta; Magnoliopsida; Solanales; Convolvulaceae.
CUUGUCACAACUUCAACAAAUUAAGCAAAUUUGCAUUCUGAAGUCUCAACCCUUCUCUUCCCCUCCAUCUAUCAUAAGCUAAAAAAAAACAUCAUUAAAAAAGAAGAAGAAAUGCCUUGCCUAGAUAUAUCUACUAACGUCAACCUGGAUGGAGUGGACGUCGACUCAUUCUUCAAAGAAGCCACCACCGCCGUCGCCAACAUCAUCGGAAAACCCGAAAAGUAUGUGAUGGUUGUACUAAAAGGAUCAGCAAACAUACAUUUCGGAGGGAAUAAGGAACCAGCUGCUUUUGCUGAGGUUGUGUCCAUGGGAGGCAUCAAUUCAGAGGUUAAGAAGCAGCUCAUUUCUUCUAUUGGUUCAAUGAUGGAGGCCAAUUUCUCCAUUCCCAGGACUAGGUUUUUCCUCAAAGUUUUUGAUACCACUUUGGCUAAAAAGCUGUCCAAAAUCUGAGAUACACUGUUUAAUUAUCUCGCAAUUAAAAGUAUUAUAUAUAUUGGCUUUGAUUUGCCAAUUAUAUAUGUAGUAUGAUUAUGCUAAAUUGAAUUGUGUAGUUAAGGAUAAUAAUGAUUAUGCAAAAUUAACUAUCCCUUAUUUAAGUAUUUCUGUUAACUGGGUA